Amphiprion ocellaris (clown anemonefish) is the source of this 5161-nucleotide messenger RNA. It is a transcript of the gene bicd1a, whose product is annotated as bicaudal D homolog 1a. Gene Ontology annotation, biological process: protein localization to organelle; microtubule anchoring at microtubule organizing center; positive regulation of receptor-mediated endocytosis. Gene Ontology annotation, molecular function: dynein intermediate chain binding; cytoskeletal adaptor activity; dynactin binding. The transcript is spliced from 10 exons. Lineage: Eukaryota; Metazoa; Chordata; Actinopteri; Pomacentridae. Bases 319 to 3123 code for a protein of 934 amino acids. The record is from RefSeq and is a predicted model, not a curated record. Gene Ontology annotation, cellular component: cytosol; Golgi apparatus.
GAAGACAGCACUGACCUGAUUUUAGAUCGUACGGCUUCAUCCAUCAUUUUUAAAUUCUAUUUAUCAUCUGCCAGGUGUUGAUGGCAGCACUGGAGGGGGAGAGGUGAGUUUUGUUUUGUUUUUUUUAAUUUGUUGUGUUCAGUCCCGGCUGCAGCUCGGGGCGGGGGGGGGGGGAAUAUCAGCAUCUCUCAGCCUCCGCCCGCAUCUCUGGCUCUGCCUCUGUCCAGAGAGGUGGAGAGACCGGGAAGCACCGCACACUGACAAGAGGGGGACGUAUAGAGACACAGCCAGAGACAGAGAGAGAGAGAUAGAGGGGCGAUGGCCGCCGGUGCAGGAUGCGGGGAAUCGGUGGAUCAGUACCGGGCCGAGGUGGAGCGCCUUACGCAGGAGCUGGCCGAGGCGAACCGGGAGAAGAUCCGGGCUGCGGAGUGCGGUCUGGUCGUCCUGGAGGAGAACCAGGCGCUGAAGCAGAAGUAUGCAGAGCUGGAGACCGACCAGGAGACUCUCAGGAAGGAGCUGGAGCAAUUACAAGAGGCGUUCGGCCAAGCCUACACCAACCAGCGGAAGGUGGCAGAGGACGGGGAGACCAAUGAGGAGACGCUGCUGCAGGAGUCGGCCUCUAAGGAGGCCUACUACGUGGGCCGGCUGCUGGAGCUGCAGACGGAGGUGACGCUGAGCCGAUCUGUGGCAUCCAAUGCCCAGGCAGAGAACGAGAGGCUCAACGCAUUGGUGCAGGAGCUGCGAGAGAGUAACGAAAUGUUGGAGCUGCAGCGGAGCCGGAUGAGGGAGGAGAUCAAGGAGUACAAGUUUCGAGAGACCAGGCUGCUUCAGGACUACACAGAGCUGGAGGAGGAGAACAUCACGCUGCAGAAACUGGUGUCUACACUCAAGCAAAGCCAGGUGGAGUACGAAGGACUAAAACAUGAAAUCAAAGUGCUGGAGGAGGAGACUGUCCUUCUCAACAGCCAGCUGGAAGACGCACUGCGCCUGAAGGAAAUCUCUGAGGGCCAGUUAGAAGAAGCCCUGGAUGCCCUGAAGAGUGAGCGUGAGCAGAAGAACAAUCUGAGGAAGGAACUGGCCCACCACAUCAGCCUGAGCGACAGCGUCUACGGAGCAGGGGCCCAUCUGGCGCUCACCGUGACUGGCGUCGAGGGCCUCAAGUUCCCCGAGGAGACCAACGGAACAAACGGCUCCAACGGCAGCUCCAUCCCUGCUGCUAACGGCAACAAUGAAGACAUCAACCGGUGCAACGGUCACCUCCACACGGGCACGGGGUUGGCCAAGAUGAACGGGGAAUACCGACCGGGCCGAAAGGGAGAUGGCCUCCACCCUGUACCGGACCUGUUCAGUGAGCUGAACCUGUCAGAGAUGCAGAAGCUCAAACAGCAGCUGCUGCAGGUGGAGCGUGAGAAGGCAGCGCUGCUCAUGAACCUGCAGGAGUCUCAGACCCAGCUGCUGCACACACAGGGCGCCCUGACCGAGCAGAACGAACGAGUCCACCGCCUCACCGAGCACGUCAACGCCAUGAAGCAUCUCAACGGAGACAAAGAGCUCGACGACCCGCAAGAGAGUGAGAAACCUGAUGGCGGUUCUCUGUCACCACCGGUCAACAGCCACCAUGAUCCAGACAUCCAUGGGUUUGAGAUUCUGGAGUGUAAGUACAAGGUGGCAGUAACGGAGGUGAUCGACCUCAAAGCAGAGCUCAAGGCCCUGAAGGAGAAGUACAACCAGGCGGUGGAGGGGCAGGGAGACGGCCACAAUGACGACCGGGUCCAAGCACUGAGUGAACAGCAGGUAACACAUUUGGAGCGGAGCUGUCGUGAGGGCCGGGAGAGGGUGGCGAGCCUGGAGGCAGAGCUCCGAGCUGCGACGAGCACUGCCACAGAGAGCCAAGGCAUGCUGAACGCAGCGCAGGAUGAGCUGGUGACCUUCAGCGAGGAGCUGGCACAGCUCUACCACCACGUCUGUCUGUGCAACAACGAGACGCCGAACCGCGUCAUGCUGGACUACUAUCGGCAGAGUCGCAUCACACGCAGCGGCAGCCUCAAAGGCUCCGACGACCCCCGGGCUUUGCUCUCUCCUCGCCUGGCACGCCGCCUCGCUGCAGCAGCUGCAGCUUGUUCCUCCGAGUCUCCACGCAGCCCCAUGGACUCCCCAUCCAAAGACGCCCACCACAGUGAGGCAACAACCACCUCUGCAGACUCUCCAUCCUGCCACAACAGCCCCACGCGCAACCACACCGGCUCCCCGGUCAUCAGCAUCUCUCCCUGCCCGUCCCCGGUGCCCUCGGAUGCAGGAGGAGACCUGCGGAAGGAGCCAAUGAAUAUCUACAACCUGAACGCCAUCAUCAGAGACCAGAUCAAACACCUCCAGAGGGCCGUCGACCGUUCGCUGCAGCUGUCCAGGCAGAGGGCUGCAGCCCGGGAGCUGGCACCGAUGCUGGACAAGGACAAAGAGUCCUGCAUGGAGGAGAUACUGAAGCUCAAGUCUCUGCUCAGCACCAAGAGAGAGCAGAUAGCCACGCUCAGGCUGGUGCUCAAGGCCAAUAAGCAGACAGCAGAAGUUGCGCUGGCUAACUUGAAGAGCAAGUAUGAGAAUGAAAAGGCGAUGGUGACGGAGACGAUGAUGAAGCUGAGGAAUGAGCUGAAGGCUCUGAAAGAAGACGCUGCCACCUUCUCCUCCCUCAGGGCCAUGUUCGCCACCAGGUGUGAUGAGUACGUCACCCAGCUGGAUGAGAUGCAGAGGCAGCUAGCAGCAGCCGAGGAUGAGAAGAAGACUCUGAACUCCCUCCUCCGUAUGGCCAUCCAGCAGAAACUGGCCUUGACCCAACGCCUGGAGGAUCUGGAGUUUGACCAUGAGCAGACACACCGCGGCCGUGGCGCCAAAGUGCCCAAGAUAAAAAGCAGCCCGCCUAAAUUUCUUGUAGAUUGUCAGCAGCCUGCUGCCUCAGUACCGCCACUCUCCCCACAACUAAGGCGAGGGAGAGGCUCCCUAGUCCACAGUCCUAAAUUUGCGGCAGACCUCCAGGAACAGCGAGUAGUCCUGUCCAGCAGCAGGAGCCUUCUCUCCCCUUGCGACCCCCGUAACUGCCUGGCCCAGCAACCCCACCCUCCCGGCACCUAACCACGCCGCCCCAGCCCUCAGGCCCCGAGCCUCGGUCUGGUAGGAGUCCUGCAGAGACAGAGACACUCUGGAUGGGGAGUUAUCUCGGUUUAAUUCCCCUCAACCCAGCAGUCCACCCUGGUGCUUCCUGGACUCUGUGAACCUCCCCAAAGCGCAACGUGGCCCGGCUCUGGCAGGCCUCCUGGUUACCUGGGUCGCAGAAGACGAGCGGGACGAGCUCCUCCUCGUCUCUGGAUGUGGCUUCUGGUCCUGGAAGUAAAAAAAAACAAAACAAAAAAAUGACUGAACUGAGGCAGAAAUGCCAGUGACAAUGCACUGGAACCUCCCCCCUUUAUUCCUACUAGUAUUUAUUUAUAAUUUAUUUACUCUGUUGAUUAUUUAUUUCUGGGAUAUUUAUUACUUGUAUGUUUUUUGUGGGGUUUUUUUUGUGUCAUCCUGCGAGAUGGAAAUCAUGACAUGUUUUCCUGCUGUGAUGAAGACGAAGUGAUCAGAGGCAGAUUAGCACAUUGACUGCUGUACACGGCCAGUUUAGUUUCUCUUCCACACGUAAAAAAAACAAUACAAACAAAAACAGAACUUCUUUAUCAACAACAUUCUUUUUGAAACUUGCCUAACCAUACUAUACAGCAUUUAAAAUAUUAGAUUUUGUCAGUAUAACAAUCGAAACAUAAACCAUAUAUGCCAUUUUUACAUAGAAGUGUUAGAGUACAUUGAGUUUGGCAUUGCAGACACUAAUGAACCAUUUUAGUACAAGGAAAUUGUUUUUUGUGGUGAUGGUGGGUGGAUUUCAACUACUUUUCUAACGUCAAUAGUCCUUCUUGGGAUGCUUGUGUUUUUUGUUUUUUUUUUUUUACACAGAUUUUUUUUGCAAAUCAAAAGCAUAAAGACUAUUUUAUACCUCCUUCUGGUUUUAUUUAUUAUAUUUAUUUUUACAGCAGACUCUGGUGAUGCGUUUGUGUCUGUUAUAGCUCAGAUCUCUUCAGAGACUGGGAUAGAUGAGAGAUCAGGACUAGGGCUGUUGGCCUGGGGUUUUUGCCUUUUUGAAUUGCACAGGUUUAAAUGACCAUAGAGUGAACUGACCUCCUUCUUUUUAACAUUAAAGACCAGAGGAUUCCCCAAAGGUCUUCCUGAGUUACUGUCACCCUCAUGUCAAUGUUGUAUUGACACCAUAAAGUAUUCUUUGUCUCACUGUAUUGGUCAGAAACCCAGAAAACUGUCAUUACCACCAUGUCAUUUUCAGCAUCUCCAGCUACACAUACCUGUUGUCACUACACCUCCUUGUUCAGCUGUCCCCACAUGCAGUUCUGUACAAGCACAAUUAUGCACUAUGCAUUGGAGCAAUACAGUAGCACUGGUUGUAGACUGAUCUGGUUGAGAUUCACUUGUUCUUUCAACCGUUUCUGUUGUCAUGAACUAACCAGCAAGAAAGAUAAAACAGUUGGAGUGUCGCCAACUUUCUUGAGAAAAAACAAAACAGGGCACAGUCAGAGCACUUUCCUUUGACAAAACCAAGAUAUUGUUUCUUUUCGAAACACUGAGAUGGAUGUAACUUGUGACGUUCGUUGAAUAAUUUUUCUUAUUCCCUCAUAAUGUUAAAGUCUUCCUCGCUGCACUAAAUACUUCUGCCACAUGGAUAUGAAACGGAGAGCUUCAAACUACAUAGCCAGUGUUAGUGUUGUGAUGACAGCGAUGAAUGAGUGGACUCUUCCUGUUCUCUGUUCGUGUACAUUUUGUUGGAUUUGUCUGUGUUUCCGCUGUAAAUGGUCGCUUUUGCAACUGCAAAGUGAUGAAAACAUUUGUGGUCCAAAAGUAUCUUCUGAACCCGUGCAGGAUCAUCGCUGAUCUAACUCUCAUGGUUUGUUUGCACAAUUUAGCUGUGGAUGGAGAGACUAAUCUGCUGACUGCAAAGAUAGAGAGAAAAAAAACACAGAAGGCUAGCUGUAUGCUGUACUACAGUGGGUUUUACAGUUUCUCUGCCAUUCUAAACAGUGUUUAACUGGUUUCACAAGUAAAUAAACAACUUGUCCUUGGAUUUCUA